Trichosporon asahii var. asahii CBS 2479 is the source of this 1818-nucleotide messenger RNA. RefSeq names its product inositol/phosphatidylinositol phosphatase. Gene Ontology annotation, molecular function: phosphatidylinositol-4-phosphate phosphatase activity. The transcript has 5 exons. Lineage: Eukaryota; Fungi; Basidiomycota; Tremellomycetes; Trichosporonales; Trichosporonaceae. Gene Ontology annotation, biological process: phosphatidylinositol dephosphorylation. The coding region runs from base 1 to 1818 and encodes 605 amino acids. Gene Ontology annotation, cellular component: endoplasmic reticulum. The record is from RefSeq and is a predicted model, not a curated record.
AUGGGCUUCAACUGCGCUCCCACGUUCAACGUCUACGUCUCGCCCUCGGCAUAUGUCUUUGAGCCCAGCUCGUCGACUGUUGCCGUCGGCGACUCCGGCAUCUCGGAGAAGGACGUCCGCGAAAGCCUGCACGUCGACCGCAAGACCGUCUCCUCCGCCAUCCCUCUCGGCCGCGAUAAGGUCAUUACCUGCUACGGCAUCAUGGGCAUGAUCACUCUUGCCACCACCGAUUACCUCGUGAUCAUCACUCAGCGCGAACCCUCCUGUCGCCUCCUUUCGCACCCGAUCUUCCUCGCGACCGACUUCCGCCUUCUUCCCCUGAAUCCCCAGUCGUCGACGCAAGCGAUUCUCGGCAACCCGAUUGAGAAGGAGCUGAUCAGUCUCGUGGAGCAGGGUCUCAAGGCUGGCAACAUAUGGUUCUCAUACGGUUGGGACCUGACGAACACGCUGCAGCGGCAGCAAGAGCAGCAGGAUGCUGGCAUGGGACCCGGAAAGGCGCCACUUUGGCAGCGUGCCGACGAGCGCUUCUUCUGGAACCGCUUCCUGCAGGACAGGCUCAUCGAUGCCACCGAGAGCGGCACCGACCUCAGCCGCUUCAUCCUCCCGGUCAUGUUUGGAUACGGCCGUGAGCGCAUGUCGUUCGUGCAGGUGCGUGGCUCGGUGCCGAUCUUCUGGGUCGAAAUCAACAACCUUCGCUACAAGCCCGACCUGCAGAUCAUGGAGGUGCCCGAAACCGCCGAGGCGUUCCGCUCGCACAUGACGGAUCUGGUGCAGCAGUACGGCGACAUCGAGCUCGUCAACCUCGUGAACCAGAAGGGCUACGAGCAGCCGGUCAAGGAGGGCUUUGAGCGCGCGAUGGCGCUGACGGCGAUGGACCCGAAGCUCGCCCAGCACUGCCACUACCUGUACUUUGACUUCCACGCCGAGUGCAAGGGCAUGCGUUUCGACCGCAUCCAGCUCCUGAUCGACCAGCUCUCGGACCAGCUGAACAAGGACGGAUGGUACAGCGGCUCAGCUCCAGUGUCUGCGGGGUACGGCGCGGCUGCUGGUCCCACGAAGGAGCUGAAGAAGCAGACGGGUGUCAUCAGGUCGAAUUGCAUGGACUGUCUCGACCGAACAAAUGUCGCGCAGAGCGCGCUCGGCAAGUGGGCGCUGAACAACCAGCUGCGCGACGCAGGCAUCCUCAGCAUCAAGGAGACGGUGGACGUUCACCCAGAGUUCAUGAGCGUGUUCCGCAACGUGUGGGCGGACCACGCCGACACGAUCUCGAAGGCGUACUCUGGCACUGGGGCGCUCAAGACCGACUUCACGCGCACGGGCAAGCGCACCAAGGCCGGCCUGCUGCAGGACGGCUACAACAGUGUGAUGCGGUACGUGAAGAACAACUUCUUCGACGGCGACAGGCAGGACGCCUACGACCUCAUCACGGGCUCGUGGGUCGCGCGCCGCGGCGCCAUCCCCCCUCUGUCCGACACGCGGCCUCUGCUGCACCGUUCGAUGCCUUACAUCUUCCUCUUUGCGCUCGCCAUGAUCCUCGCGGCUCUCACGCUCCCCCGCUCCAGCGACUGGAGCAUCGCCUCGUUCCUCCUCCUCUGGUUCCUCCUCCUCGCCAUCAGCGGCACGUUCAUGUGGGGCAACGGCACGCACUACGUCGCCUGGCCACGCCUCAACCCGCCCCACGCUAUCCUGAACUACAGCGGAAAUGGAUUCCGCUCCAAGCAGCGCGGGCGCGGCAUGAGCAUCUCCAAGAUUGUGCCGGUCAAGAAGCGGCGCGGAGACGAGAUUGAGAUGAAGCGCAAGGGCGCUCUCAUCGAUUAG